AUGGCUCUGUAUCAAACUCACUUUAUCGCCUUGUGAAAAUUUUGAAUGAUGACUUGAAGGAAAAUGGCUUUGAUUCUCUGGUUAUUGUCUAUUACAAUUUGAGAGGCAUCUCAAAAUUUCACGGCUUCGAGUCACAUGGUAUUGUGAAGCUUAAAUACACUUCUAAUCGGGAAUUUCAUUAUGCUCUUCAACAAAUAAUAACACCAGUAGCUUCCAGCUCAAUGUCUGCCAUUAUUGUUAAUGAAGAUUAUAAUGAAGAUGAGCAGUUUGAAUUCUCUGAUGAGACCCAAGAACCAGCUACAGAAAUCCAAACAUGGUUUCAGCAGAUCCAUAAUUCUCCCCAAGCCAAUGAAGCUGCUACAAAAAUCCAAAACUGGAUUCAUAAGACUCUUGAUCGAAAGAAAUCCCGUCAACUUCAUCAUGAUCCAUUGCUAGAAAAGACUUAUAAUGAAGUAACAAUUUUUUGCCAGAAUUCAUUGAGACAUAAAAGGCGCAAGUAUAUUAUCCUCUUGAGAGGACCAACAGUAGAUGUGAUUGUGAAGCUAAAUAAACUGCAGAGCAGAAUGGAUGUAACCAAAGGAAACUUGAAUAAAACAAUUAAUAAUCGCUCUAUUGAUAUGGACAAAGUUGAAGAAUGUGUUGAACUGCUGGAGGAUCUUAAGUACAUCCAUUAUGAGAAUGUUAAGCUAACAUUGGGCUCAUUGUCAACAACUGAGAAUGUAAUGGAACACAUGCGAGAAAACAUUGAAUGGUUGAAAAAUAAAAUACAAGAGGCACAUGAAAUAAUUAACCAGGUUUAUGGAUGGCUUGAUAAGUGCAAGUAUGUAAUGAAAUCUGGGUGA
Molecule: messenger RNA, 842 nt
Organism: Entrophospora candida
Lineage: Eukaryota; Fungi; Glomeromycota; Glomeromycetes; Entrophosporales; Entrophosporaceae
Source: the annotation of a GenBank genome assembly